Selaginella moellendorffii is the source of this 961-nucleotide messenger RNA. Its product is annotated as alpha-soluble NSF attachment protein 2. Gene Ontology annotation, cellular component: SNARE complex; vacuolar membrane. Lineage: Eukaryota; Viridiplantae; Streptophyta; Lycopodiopsida; Selaginellales; Selaginellaceae. The transcript is spliced from 8 exons. The coding region runs from base 31 to 897 and encodes 288 amino acids. The record is from RefSeq and is a predicted model, not a curated record. Gene Ontology annotation, molecular function: soluble NSF attachment protein activity; syntaxin binding. Gene Ontology annotation, biological process: intracellular protein transport; SNARE complex disassembly.
CCUAGAUGCGCUUAGGGCUCUUGGUUCGCCAUGGAUGCCCUGGCCAAGGCGAAGGAAUUCGAGAGCAAGGCGGAUCGCAAGCUCAAGGGCUGGGGGCUCUUUGGGAACAAGUAUGAGGAUACAGUGGAGCUCUUGCAGCAAGCUGCGAAUCACUACAAGGUCGCCAAAUCAUGGGACAAGGCCGCCAAUUGCUUCGUCAGGGUCGCCGAGAUGCACGUCAAGCUCGAUAGUCGAUACGAGGCCGCCACGAGCUACGUUGAUGCGGCCAAGUGCUACAUGAAAAACAAGCCACAAGAUGCGAUCAAUGCGCUCAAUACCGCGACUAAUAUUUUCUUGGAGAUGGGAAAGCUAUCGAUCGCUGCGAAGCAUUUCAAGGAUGUGGGAGAAUUGUACGAAAAGGAAGAAAAGUGGCAGGAAGCUAUGGAAAGCUAUGAAAAAGCUGCCGACUUUUAUCAAGGAGAAGAAGUGACGAGCUCCGCGAACCAAUGUAAACUAAAGGUUGCUCAAUUUGCAUCCCAACUCGAGCUAUAUCCAAAAGCUAUUGAGGUGUACGAGACAGUGGCCAAAGACUCGAUGGGAAACAAUCUCUUGAAGUACAGCGUCAAGGGGUAUUUGCUGAGCGCUGGUUUGUGCCAUCUCUGUAGUGCUGAUCAUAUAGCCAUCCAAAAUGCCAUCGAGAGAUACGAGGACUUGGAUCCAACAUUUUCGAACACGCGAGAGCACAAGUUUCUUAAGGAUCUAGCCGAGGCGAUCGAGCAAGAGGAUGUCGAGAAGUUUACAGACGUUGUCAAGGAAUUUGAUAGCAUGACUCGACUGGAUGGCUGGAAGACCACAAUGCUGCUGCGAGCGAAGAAUGCUAUGAAGGCCAAGAUUGACGAAGAUGAUGAUCUCACAUAGAGAUGUGACAAUCCCCUUUGAUUGAUAUAUAUAUAGCGUUGUGACUUUGUGUUCGCUUGUUAAA